UUCUAUUAAUACGCCUUUCGGCGGCGGCGGCGGCGGCGGCGGCGAAGGGAUUCCCUGUGACGUCAUUGCUAGGAUACCAAACAAACACUCCGAGACAAGCCCAUAUAUGGCUAAUUGCGUCACAGGAACUCCGGAGAGGCGGGGCGAGGGAUCCCCCCCGUUCCCCGCCCGCCGCGGAGCCUCUUAACGGCGGCGGCGGCUCCCGGGGCUGCAGAACGGCAGCGGCAACGGUGGCGACGGCGGCUGCGGGGUCGGGGGGGUCCCGGGGGUCCUGGAGCGGCGGUGGCGGCGGGCGUGACGUCAGCGCAGGGGGCGGGGCGCCGCCGUAUAAAGCGGCGGCGCGGCGGUGAGCGGUUCAUUCAUAAAAAGCGGAGACCGGGGGAAGCGGCGGGAGCGUCACCGGCACUUUGCACCGGCGGAGCUGGGGAGCGGAUGUACCGGGGCUUGUAGCGGCUGAACCGGAGCCUGGGAAGGGAUUUACCGGAUCUUAUAGCGGCCACCCGGGACUUUGCACCGGAGAACCGGAGCCUGGGAACGGAUGUACCGGGGCUUACAGCGGCGAACCGGGAUUUUGUACCGGCGAAUCGGAGCCUGGGAACGGAUGCACCGGGGUUUGUAGAGGCGCACGGGGGGCUUUGUACCGGCGAACCGGAGCCUGGGACGGAUACACCGGGGCUCGUAGCAGCGAACCGGAGCUUGGGACGGCUGCACCGGGACUUUGUACUGGCGAACCGGGGCUCGUAGGGGCGCAGCGGACCCAGGGCACGGGCGCACUGGGGCUUAUAACGGCGGAGCGGAGCUUGCAGCAGCGCACCGGGACUUUGCACCGGCGAACCGGAGCCCGGGACGGGCGCGCUUCCCGCGGGACGCUACACCGGAGCGGGACCCUUGCACCGAGAGACUCCCCCCCGUCACGUUAAACCGGCGGAAGGGCAGCGAGAGGAGGAGGAGAGGGGGGGUGGCGCUCGGUAAACCGGGAUGCCGGUAGCCUGACCCGCAGCCUUGGCGUGGCGGGGCGGCCCCCGCGCCCCCGGGGCCAUGUACCAGGGCUUCCCCGGUGACUACGACUCGGGUUCCCGCUGCAGCUCCUCGCCCUCGGCCGAGUCCCAGUACCUCUCGUCGGUCGAUUCCUUCGGGAGCCCGGCGGCGGCGGCGGCCGCGCAGGAGUGCAGCGGCCUGGGGGACAUGCCCGGCUCCUUCGUGCCCACGGUGACGGCCAUCACCACCAGUCAGGACCUGCAGUGGCUGGUGCAGCCCACCCUCAUCUCCUCCGUGGCCCAGUCGCAGCCCCCAGGGGCACCCAUGGCACACCCCCCACCCGUCGAUCCCUAUGACCUCCCGGGACCCAGCUACUCCACACCGGGCAUGGGUGCCUUCGCCACAGGGCCGGCAGCACCGCCAGCACGUCCCACCCGUGCCCGUCCCCGGCGCAGCCGUGAGGAAACGCUGACGCCGGAGGAGGAGGAGAAGCGCCGGGUGCGGAGGGAGAGGAACAAGUUGGCGGCAGCCAAGUGCCGUAACCGGCGCCGGGAGCUGACAGAUCGACUGCAGGCGGAGACAGACCAGCUGGAGGAGGAGAAAGCCGAACUGGAGUCGGAGAUUGCCGAGCUGCAGAAGGAGAAGGAACGGCUGGAGUUCGUGCUGGUGGCCCACGCUCCUGCCUGCAAGCUCCCCUUCGAGGACGUCGGCUCCUUGGGUGCCGGUCCCGCCGAGGUGAGCACCCUGGGCAAGGAAGAGCCGGCGGGGACCGUCGCCUUCCUACCCCCGGGUCCGUUCCAGCCGAGCGCCCAGGGCCCCUUCCCCAGCUGCUGCUUCGCGCCCGGGGUCCCCUCAGGGCCACCUAACCCAUCCUAUACGUCUUCAUUUGUGUUCACCCACCCAGAGGGAGCCACCUGCGGAGCCUCGCAUCAGCGGAGCAGCAGCAGCGACCAGUCCUCGGACUCCUUGAAUUCUCCCUCGCUCCUCGCGUUGUGAAUGGGGUCCCCCCCCAAAAACGGGCACCUCCUCCCUCCCUGGGUGGUGGAUUUUUGUGGGUUUUGGCUUUUUCUCCCUCCCUUUUUCAUUUUUUUUUUUUUUUUUUUCCUCUGGAUCAGUUGGCCCAAGGGUUGGGGUGUUGGUGAGGUUGAAGGGCAGCUUUGGCCCCUGGAUGUGGGGUGUCAGCCAUGGUGCCAGUGUGUUGGAGGUGUCCUUGAUGUGUUGCCAUCAUUCCCGUGGCAUCCUGGCUACUUUAGAGGUGUCUGUCCCCAAUCCCCAUCAUUUCAUGGGGGCUCAUGCAGCAUCUCCCUUGUUUUGGAGAUGUUUCUGCCCAGUUUCUACCACCCAGGCAAAGUUCCUGUGGUGUCUCCAUCACCUUAGAGGUGACUGUCUCCAAUCCCCAUUGUCCCAUGGGGUUUUACACAGCAUCUCCAUAUCUUUGGAGAUGUUUCUGUUCAACUUCCAUCCACCUGGGAAGGUCCCUUUGUCAUCUUCAUUGCCUUAGAGGUGUCCGUGCCUGACUCACACCAUCUCAUGGGGCUUUAUGCAGCAUCUCCAUGCCUUUGGAGAUGUCCAUGCCUGAUUUUUGCCACCCUGGGAAUGUCCCUGUGGUGUCUCCAUCACCUUGGAGGUGUCCGUCCCUGAUCCCCAUCAUCCCAUGGGGCUUUAUGCAGCAUCUCCAUCCCUUUGGAGAUGUCCAUGACUGAUUUUCACCACCCUGGGAAUGUCCCUGUGGUAUCUCCACCACCUUAGAGGUGUCUGUCCCUGAUCCCCAUCAUUCUCUGGGGAUUCAUGAAGCAUCUCUUUCACUUUGGAGAUGUUCAUGCCCCAUCUCAAUCACCGCGGGAAGGUCCCUGUGGCAUCUGGGACACCGUAGAGGUGUCUGUGCUUGACUUCUGUUGUCCUGGGAGGGGUCUCUGUGCCAUCUCCGUCACUUUGGAGAUGUCCAUGCUGUAUCUCACUCACCCCAGGAAGGUCCCUGUGUCAUUUCUGCUACACUGGAGAUGUCUAUGUCAUCUCCAUCAUCCCAAGGGGAGUCCAUGUGGCAUCUCCUUCACCCUAGAGGUGUUUAUGCCACAUCUCCAUCUCCCUUGGAGAGUCCCUGUGGCACCUUCAUCACCUUAGAGGUGUCUGUGCCACAGUUCCACCAUCCCACCGGGGGUUCAUGCAGCAUCUCUGUCACCCUGGAGAUGUCUCUGCUGUGUCCCCAUUUCCCUGGGGGGGGUGGGUGGGUGUCUUUGCAGCACCUUCAUCACCCUGGAGGUGCCUGUGCUGCAUCUCCACCAUCCCAUGGGGAUCCUUGCAGCAUCUCCACCACCUUGGAGGUGUCCCUGCCAAACCUUUAUCACUCUUGCGGGGGUCUAUGGGUUGUCUCCAUCCCCCCCAUGGUGUCCAUGCUCCAUGUCCCCAUCCCCCUCGGGGGUCCCAGCCCCACUGCUGAUGCUGGGCCUCCAGGUGACCCCUCCAGCACCCACAAUGUUGGGUGGACUCCCAUCCUGCUUGUCCCCCACCCAACUGUGAAUGGCUCUUCCCCCUCCACCCUCCCUGCACGGGUCCCGCCGGUGGCUCCGGCGUCCCCAACCCUGCGCCGUCUCUCUCUCGUGACCAAGCUUCGCCAGCGUUGACUCUGUCCUCUCUCUAUAUAUUAUAUAUAUAUAUAUUUUUGUUGUGUGGGGCUGCCAGCCUCCGGGAGAUGUUUAAUUUUUUAUUAUUAUUAUUAUUAUUAUUAUUAUUGCCUGUGCUGUAUUUGUGACUGUUCUGGGGCAAGCUUGGCCCCUGCGUCUGUGCUUGACCCAUCCCAACGUGGCCAAUAAAGCAGCUUCAGAUCGGC
Molecule: messenger RNA, 3805 nt
Organism: Tyto alba (common barn owl)
Lineage: Eukaryota; Metazoa; Chordata; Aves; Strigiformes; Tytonidae
Gene: FOSB
Product: FosB proto-oncogene, AP-1 transcription factor subunit
Exons: 4
Coding region: 1039-1974 (311 amino acids)
Biological process (GO): regulation of transcription by RNA polymerase II
Cellular component (GO): nucleus
Molecular function (GO): DNA-binding transcription factor activity, RNA polymerase II-specific; RNA polymerase II cis-regulatory region sequence-specific DNA binding
Source: RefSeq, a predicted model, not a curated record